Molecule: messenger RNA, 1802 nt
Organism: Mandrillus leucophaeus (drill)
Lineage: Eukaryota; Metazoa; Chordata; Mammalia; Primates; Cercopithecidae
Gene: IL18BP
Product: interleukin 18 binding protein
Exons: 6
Coding region: 387-1163 (258 amino acids)
Biological process (GO): T-helper 1 type immune response
Molecular function (GO): interleukin-18 binding
Source: RefSeq, a predicted model, not a curated record
GACGUGCAGCUCCUGUCCACACUUAAUGUAUGCAUGCACAUUGGAUCACCCAGCCCUGGUCUUUCUGCUUCCAUGGAUAACUGCAUGACCCUGAGAGGGAACCUCCUUAGAUUUAGCAUCCUAGGUUCCUCACACGCCUCACCCUGAAACCUGGCCCUCCCGCAGCCCCAGCACCAUUUGUCCCAUCAGUGACCAGAUUCAUAUUCUGGUGUAGCCUCUGUUGCCGGAGCCAGUGCUGAACCAGUCCGCCUUUUCCCCGGGAAGUGUCCGCCCUUCCCUCCUGUUAGGGUUGGCUCUCGAGCUUGUGUACCAGUUCCUGGGUUGGCCGUGAGAGUUCUACAGACAAGGGGGAAGUGCGCUCGGUGUAUUUCCUGUGGUGGGUGUACAUGCAGCUAGACACAGCUAACUUGAGUCUUGGAGCUCCUAGAGGGGAGCUUCUGGAAAGGAAGCUUCUUCAGGACCUCUCGGAAGCCAGAGAAGAGGCCAUUGUCACAGAUAAAAGAGCCAGCUCACCAGCUCCUGACACAUGCAUCGUGACCAUGAGACACAACUGGACACCAGACCUCAGCUUCUUGUGGGUCCUGCUGUGUGCCCACAUCAUCACUCUUCUGGUCAGAGCCACACCUGUCUCGCAGACCACCACAGCUGCCACUGCCUCAUCUAGAAGCACAAAGGACCCCUGCCCCUGCCAGCCCCCAGUGUUCCCAGCAGCUAAGCAGUGUCCAGCAUUGGAAGUGACCUGGCCAGAGGUGGAAGUGCCACUGAAUGGAACGCUGACCUUAUCCUGUACGGCCUGCAGCCGCUUCCCCAACUUCAGCAUGCUCUACUGGCUGGGCAAUGGUUCCUUCAUUGAGCACCUCCCAGGCCAGCUGUGGGAGGGGAGCACCAGCCGGGAACAUGGGAGCACAGGUACGCGGCUGUACAAGGCCUUGGUGCUGGAGCAGCUGACCCCUGCGCUGCACAGCACCAACUUCUCCUGUGUGCUCAUGGACCCCGAACAGGUUGUCCAGCGUCACGUCAUCCUGGCCCAGCUCUGGGCUGGGCUGAGGACAACCUUGCCCCCCACUCAAGAAGCCCUGCCCUCCAGCCACAGCACAGGGCCACAGCAGCCCACAGCAGCAGGGUUAAGACUCAGCACAGGGCCAGCAGCAGCACGACCUUGACCAGAGCCUGGGUCCUACCCGUCUACCUGAAGUGAACAGUCCCUGACUGCCUGCAGGCUGUGUGGGCGAGCAACGCACCCCCUCCUCCUCUGCUUUGGGUCCCUUCUCUCACCAAAUUUCAACUCCAUUCCCACCUACCUGGAAAAUCGCAGCCUCCUUAUAAUAAUGCCUCCUCCUCCUCAUGCCAUUUUCUCUCUACCUACCCAUUAGCUUUCCUAACGUCCUACUCCUCACACUGCUGUACUGCUCAGAAACCACCAAGACUGUUGAUGCCUUAGCCUUGCACUCCAGGGCCCUACCUACAUUUCCCACAUGACUUUCCGGACGCCUCCAACUAUUCUUGCUUUCCCCAGACAGCUCCCACUCCCAUGUCUCUGCUCAUUUAGUCCCGUCUUCCUCACCAUCCCAGCAGGGGAACUCUGAAGCCUGGUUGAAACGCCACCUCUUCAAUGAAGUUACCCUUGUUCAGCUCUGGCCACAUUCUGCAGACUUCAUGUCUUCUUGCUGUAUGUUUUUUUGUUGUUUUCCUUCACUCUAAUGGACUGAUCCAGGGAAGGGAUGGGGGCAGUGGCUGCUUCGGCUCCACACUGUAUCUGUGUCAUCCCCACAUGGGUCCUCAUAAAGGAUUAUUCAAUAGAG